CGUUGUUUUGUCGGUCAAAGUAAACUCGAAAAUGUUUUCUCACAAUAAAUAAAAAAUUUCAAACAUGAAACUGCAAUGGUAGCAACGUUCAUUGUUCUUACCAAAUUCCAUAGCUACUAUCAAAAUUUUCAUUCUUUUUCUUCAAUUUUCAGUUCCAAUUUCUCACAUGCAAACUGCUUCCAAUCUCUUUAAGGGGCCAUAAUAUUGACUUGAGCUUAGGAGAAAUUCCAAUGGCUCACUGUUAUACCAAGGAUACCGGUAUAGAGGUAUCCGAAUUGAUUUGGUGGUAUGUCGUUUCAUCUUACGAAGAACUCCAAGCGGGGAGACACAAAGUGAAAACCUCAGCCGAUACUUUUAGUUGUCCAUACUGCCCCGAGAAGAAACAUGAUUAUAAGUACAUUGAACUCUUUAAUCAUGCCACUGGAAUUGGUAGGAGUAGUUCGGAUAAGAGAAGUGCUAAAGAGAAGGGUAGUCAUCUGGCUUUGGUAAAUUAUUUGGAACAAGAUCUUAGGAGCAAGGACGGUGUUUCGAAACCUGUAGAUCAAGGUACAAACACAAUAACUCCAGGACAAACUGUAAUGUCUCACUGUGCUUUCAAGGAUACCGAUAUAAAUUGGUGGUAUGUAGAUUCAGCUUAUGAAGAGCUCACAAAUGGAACUCGCAAUGUGAGAACACCAAACGAGGCUUUCAUCUGUCCGUACUGCCCAAACAGAAAACAAGAUUAUGCAUACAGGGAACUCCUAGAACAUGCUUUUAUGGUCGGUCGGAGUAGUUCAGAUAAGAGAAGUGCUAGAGAGAGGGCUAAUCAUCUCGCUUUGUUGAAAUAUUUGGAAAAGGAUAUUACAAGUAUGCCUGGACCGUCAAAACCUGUCGAUAAAGGUACAAAAUUGAUAAUCCAAGGGCCGACUGUCGCGGUCGUGGCUCAAUGCUCUAACAACAAUAAUAAUUCAAGUGAAUCUAGAAUAAGUUGGUUGUAUAUAGAUAGAUUUUAUAAAGAACUCAAGAAUGGAAGUCUCAAAGUGAGAAUCUCAGAUGAUACUUUCACUUGUCCAUACUGCCCAAAAAUGAAAAAACCGCACUAUGUGUACAGGGAAAUCCUUGAACAUGCUUCUGGGGUCGGUCAGAGUACUUCGCAAAAGAGAAGUCAUAAAGAGAAGGCAACUCAUCUUGCUUUAAUGAAAUAUCUGAAAGAGGAUAUUAUCAUAGAUGUGGCGGCUCCAUCAAAACCUGCGAAUGAAGGCAGCGUAAUACAAAGCCGAGAAGAAAAUCUGACCACUGGCAGCGCUGACAUAGAUUCUGAUAAAAGUGCAUCUCAAAUAGACAUAGUGCAAUUAAAAAAAGCAUAUGCACAACUCAAAAGGGGGAGUCAAACUGUGCAAACCUCAGCCGAUACUUUCAUUUGCCCAUACUGCCCUAAUAGAAAGAGGAAACGGGAUUACGUGUACAGGGAAAUCAUGGAACAUGCUUCUGGGGUGGGUUGGAGUAUCUCACAAACUAGAAGUGCCAUUGAAAAGGCGAAUCAUCUGGCUUUGGUCAAAUAUUUGAAAAGGGAUCUUAUAAAUGUCGGCGGUCCUUCAGUAUCCACGAAUGGAGGCACCAUAGCAUCGAACCGAGGAGAAACUGUAACAGGUCAUCAGUCCGAGAAGGAUACUAAUAAAAGGGCAUCUCAAAUAAAUGUGUUGUUUGUAAAGAAAUCCUAUGAAGAUCUCAAAAGGGGAACUCGCAAGGUCAAAACAUCAGCAGAAACUUUCACAUGUCCGUAUUGCCCUAAGAGAAAAUACAAUUAUAGGUACAGUGAACUCCUUAAUCAUGCUUUAGGGGUUGGUCAGAGUGACUCAGAAAAGAGAAGUGUAUUGGAAAAGGCCAAUCAUCUAGCUUUAGUGAAAUAUUUGGAAAAGGAUCUUAUGAUUAUGAAUGUGGAACAUCCAAAACCUGCAAAUAGAUAUUUGGAAAAUAAUCAUAUGAAUGUGGAACAGCAUCCACCGAAACCAUUAAAUGAAGGCAUUCUUGUCAAUUCCGAAAAGCAUUUCGUGUGGCCGUGGACUGGGAUUGUGAUUAACAUUCCUACGAUACAGACAGAAGAUGGACGAUGUUUUGGUGAAAGUGGUUCCAAGCUAAGGGAUGAAUACCGAAGUAGGGGUUUUAAUCCACGUAGAGUCCGUACACUUUGGAAUGACUGGGGUCACACUGGAGCCGCAGUUGUGGAAUUCGAUAAAAGUUGGAUAGGGUUAUAUAAUGCAGUUGCAUUUGAAAGGGCAUAUGAAUUAGAUCAUCAUGGGAAAAAGGACUGGCUUUCUUUUACCGAACAAAAGUCCGGUCUUUAUGGAUGGGUUGCUCGAGCUGAUGACUACUACAUGAACAACAUAAUCGGGGAACAACUACAGAAGAUGGGGGAUGUCAAAACAAUAUCUGAAAUCAUGGAAUCAGAAGCUAGAAGGUUCAAUAUGCUUGUUCAGAAUAUGCAUAACAAUGUUCAGGUAAAGAACAACAAGAUAAAAGAAAUGGAAGUAGUAUGCAAUGCAAUUACACUUCGCAUGGACAUUGUGAUGCGCGAAAUAGAUAGUCUCUCUCUAUCGCACAGUCAAGAGUUGAAGAAAAUACAGUCAAGUGCAACUCAACACUUUCAGAGUAUUUUGAAUGGUCAUGAAAGGCUCAAGUUGCAACUGGAUUCUCAGAAAAAACAGCUUGAGUUGCGAAGAAUUGAACUGGAAAAACGCGAGGCGCAUAAUGAAAGUGAAAGAAAAAAGUUGGAAGACGAGAUGAACCAGACUGCAACGAAAGACCGCUUUCUGCAAAUGGCUGCUCUGGAGCAACAGAAAGCCGGGGAAAAUGUUUUGAAACUGGCUGCAGAUCAAAAGAGGCAAAAAGAACAAUUCCAUGCUAAAAUCAUCCAGCUUGAGAAACAACUAAAUGUGAAACAAAAACUGGAGUUGGAGAUUCAGCAAUUAAAAGGAAAACUAAAUGUCAUGAAGCACAUGGAAGACGAAGGGGAUUUCGAUGUUCUGGAUAUGAUGGAUGCUUUACAUUUAGAUUUAAGAGAGAAAGAACAGUCACUUCGAGACAUGGACGCGUUGAACCAAACGCUGAUCAUUAAAGAGCGCAAGAGCAAUGAUGAACUGCAAGAAGCUCGAAAGGAAUUGAUUACGUGCAUUAAGGAGAUACCUAGUCGUGCUGCAAUUGGUGUGAAGAGAAUGGGGGAGCUAGAUAUUAGACCAUUCCUAGAAGCUAUGAAGAAAAAAUAUAAUGCGGAUGAUGCAGAAGAUCGAGCUUCAGAAUUGUGUUCGUUAUGGGACGAGUAUCUGAAGGACCCUGACUGGCAUCCAUUUAAAAUUGCUACAAUUCAAGGGAAACAUCAGGAAGAUAUAGAUGAUGAAGAUGAAAAGCUGAAAGGACUGAAAAACGAGGUGGGCGAAAAAGUCUACAAAGCUGUGGUGACAGCAUUGAAAGAGAUAAAUGAAUAUAAUCCAAGUGGGCGGUACAUAACCUUGGAAUUAUGGAAUUAUGCUGAGGGAAAGAGAGCGACUUUGCAAGAAGGAGUACAAGUUUUAUUGAAGCAGUGGAAAUUACAUAGACAAAAGAUGGGAAUGUUAUGAAACCUGGAAUUAGCGCGUUGUUUUCUUGAAGGAAAUUUUGCGGUUGAACAUAUUUAGGAAUUGGAGGAUAUAUUGGCUUCACUUGACAUUUCAUGCUUCUGUGGAGGAGGUCUUUCUACUGUCAUUGCUUUCAUAACCACAGGCUUUGUGCUUAUGCUUAUUUAUUUUGGUAAAGUUCCAAUUUAGACCUGAAGUUUUAUGCCCCUAAGUCAAGACAUUCAGUGUAAAAUACUGUUGUAUCAUUAUUUAAUAAACAUAAUUUCUAUCAACUUUUGCUUUUAUUGUAUUUAACAAGGCAGUGUAUCUAAAUCACUGUUUUGCAGUGAAGUUGUUUCUUGUAGAAGAAGUAAGCAAACAUUAAUUGCUAUUUAAGUUUGUACCUUGCUUUGAGCUUAUAUAGUAUGGAGAUGAAGUGUUUCUUUCAUGA
Messenger RNA from Trifolium pratense (red clover), 4020 nucleotides. Its product is annotated as protein INVOLVED IN DE NOVO 2-like. The coding region runs from base 231 to 3593 and encodes 1120 amino acids. Lineage: Eukaryota; Viridiplantae; Streptophyta; Magnoliopsida; Fabales; Fabaceae. The record is from RefSeq and is a predicted model, not a curated record. The transcript is spliced from 12 exons. Gene Ontology annotation, biological process: gene silencing by siRNA-directed DNA methylation.